CAAUAUUAGUCCUUGUACUUUCUGCUGCGUAUACGAAUAUUCCUUCCGGGAGCACAGACCCGUUUCGGGCUCCGGACGUACAACUGCCCGUCAGGCCCUUUUGUAAAUGGCUUCCGCUUACACGGCCAUAAGAAUGGACGCAACAUGCACACUGCAAAGAGGACACAGCUCCGGCCAUGGUGCGCUUCAGCAAGCUCAUAGGCUCGUUCACGAUGCGAUGCGCGCAGACAAAGGAACCUGCCUUUGUGGAGAGCAAGAAGCGAAACGGCAUCGUGUUUGUUUUAGCCAAUGGCUGCCAAGCACGCUUCCUCGGCGGAUGCGUCAUCCAAAACAAGAUGGAGCUCUGCUGGACUACCUCUGCUUUUAGCCCAGGUGCCUCUUUGCUCCCAGCUGGCUGGCGAAUGGCUUAUUAGUGCAAGGGACGGGGAUCCUGCCCGAGUGCAAAAGUUCUUUCAAAAGCCAGUGCCCGGCCUCGUCUCUUUUCCUCCUGAACGCUUUCGUACGUGUCCUCCGAGCCCUACAGUAUGCAUGUGUGCUGUAGAUAGUAGAGCCAACCAUUACGUGAAACGACAUGGUAAUCGUCACACACGUCCGAAGUGCUUUUGUCUUCUUCUUCUGCUUCUUCGCUCUUAGUUGUCUUUGUGUGUUACGGUUGAGCGACUUUCGGACUACGCCAUCCCGCAAAAAGCCUCAAGUUAGUAAACGUACGCACAGUAGUUUGUCGGAUCUAUGGCUGGCCGUCAAACAUGGAUAAGCAUGAAAAUUACUAAUAGUAGUAAUUAAAUGCACGGCCAUGACUCUUGUGUUUUUCAUCAGAAAUAAUAAAUGAUCGCCAACACU
Messenger RNA from Trichoderma asperellum CBS 433.97, 840 nucleotides. NCBI's taxonomy places the organism in Eukaryota, Fungi, Ascomycota, Sordariomycetes, Hypocreales, Hypocreaceae. The record is from RefSeq and is a predicted model, not a curated record.